AUGUCUAUAGUGCAGGUAGUAGUUGGACGGUCGCAAGGCCAGUUGCGUGUGAUGCAGUCGCUGCGGACUGGUGCAAGCUUGUUGCGCGCGGUGUACAGGCUCGGCAGCGUGAAGGGGCCGAGAGCGAUGAUGCGCUGCGACAAUGCGGCUGUCCCGAGCACGCCUGGUUCACGCCAGUCGGCCCGUCGCGCCGCGGAACGCGUCCUCGUCGGCCCCCACAAAGAGGCGUUUGAGACGUCGUGGUCCGCGGACAUCGGCGAGGCCUCCCCCCACCACCGCGACCUCGGCCACCCAGACUUCCUCGUGGUGGUCGGGGGGGAGUGGGGGAGCAGGGAGUGGGGGGUGGAGCGAGGGGACAUUGGGGACAGCGACCCUCCCACCCCCCCUCACACCCUGUCGCCUGGCGCCUGGCGCCUUGUAGCGCUCCCGGGCCCUGACUUACAACUUCCGCCCGCCGCGGACCAGCCGUUCGCGCGGAGCCGUGUCGCGAGGCGGCACGGUGUUGAUCAGCCGCACGGCCCAAUGGCGACGGCGGGGGGCGUGGUCUGCGCGGCGCCCGGCGCAUGCGCGCGCCCGGCCCGCCGGAGGGGGGAGAUGCGCGCGCAGCGGGCUCGGCUCCAGGGGAGGGGAUGGAGCGUGCCCCCUCCCGCUCAGUCGCGAUCCAGCCGCGGAGCAAGGCUGUCUGCGGGGGAGGGGGCGGCCGGCUCCCUCAAGGUGGCGUGCUCGGUGGCCGUGGUGGAGCGCGGCGGCGGCUGCGGCGCGUGGUGCUGGGGGCGGGCCGGCGCGCUGGCGAGCGGCGGCGACCCCCACCCCCGCCCCCCCGGGGGCGGCGCGGCGCUGCUCGUCAAUCUGCAGGGACCGCAGCGGCCCAUCAAGCUGUCGCCCGUCAAGACCGAGGACACGAGCGAACAGCCCCAGAAGAAGCGGCGGCUGAGUCUGUGCGUGGGCUGCGGCGCGCAGAUCCACGACCAGUACAUCCUGCGAGUGGCGCCCGACCUCGAGUGGCACGCCGCGUGCCUCAAGUGCGCCGAGUGCCACCAGUUCCUGGACGAGACGUGCACGUGCUUCGUGCGCGACGGCAAGACCUACUGCAAGCGCGACUACGUCAGGUUGUUCGGGACCAAGUGCGACAAGUGCGGCCUGAGCUUCAGCAAGAACGACUUCGUGAUGCGCGCCAAGACGAAGAUCUACCACAUCGAGUGCUUCCGCUGCAGCGCGUGCGAGCGGCAGCUGAUCCCGGGCGACGAGUUCGCGCUGCGCGAGGACGGCCUGUUCUGCAAGGAGGACCACGAGGUGCUGGAGAAGGCCACCAACAGCGAGAACAACAACAACACCACCAACGUCAACAACAACACCAGCCACAACAACAACGAGGGCUCCAACUCGGACUCGUCGGAGUCCGGCUCGAACAAGGGCCGCGAGAGCGGCCGGGGCGGCGGCUCCAACAAGUCCUCGGAGGGCAAGCCGACGAGGGUGCGCACCGUGCUGAACGAGAAGCAGCUGCACACCCUGCGGACCUGCUACAACGCCAACCCCCGCCCCGACGCGCUCAUGAAGGAGCAGCUGGUGGAGAUGACGGGGCUCAGCCCGCGCGUCAUCAGGGUGUGGUUCCAGAACAAGCGCUGCAAGGACAAGAAGAAGGCCAUCCUCAUGAAGCAGCAGAUGCAGCAGGAGAAGGACGGCCGCAAGCUGGGCUACGGCAGCAUGCAGGGCAUCCCCAUGGUGGCGUCCAGCCCUGUGCGCCACGAGUCGCCGCUCGGCAUGAACCCCAUCGAGGUGCAGUCGUACCAGCCGCCCUGGAAGGCGCUGUCCGACUUCGCGCUGCACACGGACCUGGAGCGCCUCGACCCGUCCGCGCCGCCCUUCCAACACUUGGUAAGUCAGAUGCACGGCUACGAGCUGCACCACCACGGGCCGCCGCCGCCGCCGCCGCACGACCUCGGGCCGCCGCCCGGCGACAUGGGCCACCCCGACUCGGCCGACUCCUACGUCACGUACCUGGAGAGCGACGACAGCCUGCACCACGACGCGCCCAGCCCAUAACGACCCCGCCCGCGACCCAGACUGGCCGUGCGCGGUCCGCCGGAGCGGGUGCUGUGCCCGAGGUGGGACUCGAACCCGGCGCGCUAGCCCUCCG
Bacillus rossius redtenbacheri is the source of this 2137-nucleotide messenger RNA. RefSeq names its product LIM/homeobox protein LMX-1.2 (gene tup). Lineage: Eukaryota; Metazoa; Arthropoda; Insecta; Phasmatodea; Bacillidae. The transcript has 12 exons. Gene Ontology annotation, biological process: positive regulation of transcription by RNA polymerase II; axonogenesis; neuron fate specification. Gene Ontology annotation, molecular function: DNA-binding transcription factor activity, RNA polymerase II-specific; DNA binding. The coding region runs from base 1 to 2043 and encodes 680 amino acids. The record is from RefSeq and is a predicted model, not a curated record.